CGAGGAGGACGAUGACAUGGGCAUUCCGGAUGAGCAAACCAUCCUCGCCGCCAAGGCCAAGCGCGAGCGGCUUCGGCAGGCGCACCUGGCGCCCGACUACGUGCCUCUCGCGGGGCUGGGGCUGGGUAUGGGGCGGCUGCGGGGGGCGGGGGCGGCGGGCGGCGGGGGGCGAGGGGGCUCCGCGGGCCCUGCGGGGUCGGAGGGGCGGGCGGGCAGCGGCAGUGAGGACAGCGAGGAGGAGGCGGAAGAGAUGAUGCGCAUCCGGUUCAGCGGCAAGGAGGGAGUGAGGCCACGCAAGGACAUGUCGCAGUACGCCCGCUCGCUGGGAGGCGGCGCCGGCGAGGGCGGCGGGGAGGAGGAGGAGGACGCCUUUGCGGAGGAGCAGCUGCGGAAGGCGCUGCGGUUGCAACAGGUGGGCGGAGCGGGCACCGCACCCGCUACUGUCCCCGCCACCGCCGCCGCCGCCGCCACCUCAGCUCCCUUCGCAUACCAGCAACAGCAACAACAGCAGCAGCUACGACAGGAACAGGUACUCGGACAAGCAGCUGCGGCGGCUAUGGGUGGCGUCGCCGGCACCAGCGGCUACCUACGCCCCGGCUCCUCCUCCGCCGCCGCAGUCAUCGCCGGCGGCGCCGCCGCCGCAACCGCCAUGCCGUACACUGGCGGCGCACUGGGCAUGGCGAGCGGCGGCAGCCGACUGGCGGCCAUUACGUCAGCGGGCGAGGCGGCGGUGGCGUCACUGGCGGAGGGGUUACGUCGGCUGCAGGCCUCUCACAAGCAGGUGUCUGCGGGGGCUCGGCGCGCAGGGGAGAACCUGGUUGCGGCGCUGGGUCGUGUGGAGGGCCUGGAGUCGGAGCUGCGGAGUGCAGGUGACAAGUACGUGUACAUGCAGCGGCUGCGGAGCUACGUGGCGGACCUGUGCGACUGCCUGCAGGUGAAGAGUGCGAUCGUGGAGGAGCUGGAGGACAGCAGACUUGAGCUCAUGGAGGACCGCGCCACCGCAUCCCGCACCGCCGCCGCCAACGCGGAACGAGACCUGCUGGCCCCGGCGGAGGCGGCGGUGGCGGCUGCCAUGGCGGCUCUGGGGCGGGGGGCGGGCGCCGCCGCCGCCACGCAGGCAGCGGAGGCGGCGGCGGAGGAGGCGGAGGAGCGGCUGCUGGAUGAGGAGGGGCCGGAGGAGGUGGACGAGUUCGGGAGGAACGUGAACUUGCAGCGGAGGAGGGAGCUGCAGGAGAGGGCGAGGGCCCGCAAGCGGCUGCUGGCGGCGGAGGGCGAGCGGCUGGCUGCAGCACUAGCGGGGACAGCCGCGGUGCUGCCGCUGGUGUCGGAGGGGGAGGCGGGGGAGGAGCAGUCCUCCCGCUACGCCCAGCGCUACCGCGAGCUGCGUGAGGCGGCCGCCACCGUGUUCGCGGACACGGACGAGGAGUUCGCGAGCAUAGGGGCGGUGAAGAGGCGGCUGGAGGAGUGGAAGGCCAGGUACCCCAAGGACUACACGCAGGCCUACAUGCACCUCUCCACUCCCGCCCUCUUCGCGCCCUUCGUGCGGCUGCAGCUGUUGCAGUGGGACCCGCUGUACGGGGGAGGAGGAGCAGGCGGGCAGCAGGAGCAGGGGGAGCAGGGCGGCGAGGGAGGCAGUGGUGGUGGCGCUGGUGCGGAGGCUGCUGCCGCUGCGGUGCCUUACCGGGGCUUUGACAGUCAGCAGUGGUACGGCGAGCUCUUCGAGUACGGCAUGAACGUGACAGCCGCCGACGGCAGUGGGGUGGGUGGCGGUGAAGACGACCCGGAUGCGGACCUGGUUCCCCAGCUGGUGCGGAAGCUGGUGCUGCCCCUGGCGCUGCAUUGGGUGGAGAGGUGCUGGGACGUACGCAACGUGGCCCACACCCGCACCGUCGCUGCCCUGGCCGCCGAGCUGCUGGUCUACCUGCCCGCGGAGGAACCCCGCAUGGCCGACCUCCUCACCGGCCUGCGCUCCUCCCUGGAGGCAGCGGUGGAGGCGUGCGCCCUGCCGCCCUGGCCACCCGCGGUGCUAGCAUGCUCGCCGCGCGCCGCACACACCCUCUUCCACCGCUUCCGACUAGCGCUGCGGGUGCUGCACUGCGUGAGUGCGUUCGAGGGGCUGCUGUCGCGGGGGCUGCUGACGGGGCUGGCGGUUGGGCGGUUGGUGUGCGGGCAGUUGAUG
This is a messenger RNA of Astrephomene gubernaculifera, 2179 nucleotides long. The record is from the annotation of a GenBank genome assembly. Lineage: Eukaryota; Viridiplantae; Chlorophyta; Chlorophyceae; Chlamydomonadales; Astrephomenaceae.